CUCUGACGUGCAUGCACAUGAGUGAGCAAACGUUGUAGUCGCUUACAAUGUAAAAUGUUUACUGAAGGACCUAGUUGACAGUUCCAUAACUAAUUUGCCUAACUGUUUUGCUGCUGUAUUGUGCUGCAUUAUUGUGGAGUUUUGAGUCAGUGCUUUUCAAUUCCUGUACGCUGUGGAAAAUAAUUAAAUUGAUUGAAUGGCGACCACUCCUGAUACUGGUUUAGAAGAAGAAAACCUCCACAAUCAAAUUGACGAGAUUGAAGCACUUUCCUCUAUAUAUGGAGAUGAGUGGUGUGUCAUUGAUGAGGCUUCAAGAAUCUUUUGUAUUAAAAUCUCAGAUGACCUCGAUCAACCAAAAUGGACUCUUUGCUUGCAGGUCAUUCUGCCAUCAGAGUACCCAACAUCAGCUCCACCUAUCUAUCAGCUGAACAGAUUGAGGAUGCCGCGAGGCUGUCGGCCGUACAAGAGCUCGAAGGGGGAGAACCCUGUUGAACUCUGCGGCACCACUCUCACUGCAAAAAGGAGUGCUCCCUGGCUCAGAGGUCCAGAACGAAUGGAACUAUCUAAUAGACUUGAAGAAAGUUAUGCGCAGAAUAUUGGGGAGAGCAUUCUUUAUCUGUGGGUGGAGACAAUCCGAGAAUUCCUUGUGGAGAAAUCACAUUCUGCUGACUCAGCAGAAAGCCCUGUACUCAAGAAGACAACAGAAGAGGUGGCAGAAGAUUUAGAAGAUUAUUUUAGCCCUGGAUUUCAAUUGCCAAAAUGUCAAGACCAAAUCCAGGCUUUAGCUUUACUUGCAUCAGAAGGCUUAGAAGAUGAGGAACUCCCCCCUAUCAAGCAUGGAGAACCAAUCACGGACAGACGAAGUACCUUUCAGCCCCACCUGGCUCCAGUUGUGACACCAAAACAGGUGAAAAUGGUGCUCGAUAAAUUAUAUGAAAACAAGAAGAUUGCAAGUGCCACCCAUAACAUACAUGCUUACAGAAUAUACUGUGAGGACAAGCAGACCUUCCUACAGGAUUGUGAAGAUGAUGGAGAGACGGCAGCAGGGGGACGGCUACUCCAUCUACUCCAGAUUUUGGAUGUGCGCAAUGUAUUGGUGGUGGUGUCAAGGUGGUAUGGAGGCAUUCUGCUUGGGCCUGACCGUUUCAAGCACAUCAACAAUUGUGCCAGGAACAUACUUGUAGAAGAAAACUACAUAGAGUCAACGGAUGACCCGGCCAAAUCAGGAGGAAAGAACAAAAAGCAAAAAAGCAAGAAAGGAAAAUGAAAGAGAUCUGGUGCUGUUCUCCGUGGGCACGCUUUUCUUGAUUGAAAACUUUGCAGAAGCUGUCAUUUGCUGAUACUGUCACAGAUAGUGUAAUUUAUACAGGAGACCCUCAUGCAAGCUCAACUACUGAUUAUAAUUACAACAGGAACAUUCUAACUUCACAAAUGUCAUUUUAAAGAACUGUUCCCUACAGCUGCAAUUAAACAUUUAUUAUAUCUGAA
Messenger RNA from Acipenser ruthenus (sterlet), 1488 nucleotides. It is a transcript of the gene impact, whose product is annotated as impact RWD domain protein. The record is from RefSeq and is a predicted model, not a curated record. Bases 197 to 1267 code for a protein of 356 amino acids. Gene Ontology annotation, molecular function: protein binding. The transcript is spliced from 12 exons. NCBI's taxonomy places the organism in Eukaryota, Metazoa, Chordata, Actinopteri, Acipenseriformes, Acipenseridae. Gene Ontology annotation, biological process: regulation of translational initiation. Gene Ontology annotation, cellular component: cytoplasm.